UUCUGUGUGUUUUUAAGUCAUGAUCACUCGGAUGAUAUUGAAUUUGAUGUUCAACAUUCUAACCAUAGUAGUGAUAAUCACAAGAAGUGAAAAUUCCAAUAGUCGUGAUGAUGAAAUAGAUCAACUCUUGAAGAAAAUCAACAAACCUUUUCUUAAGUCUAUUAAAAGUCCGGACAGAGAUAUAAUAGACUGCAUUCAUAUAAAAAAUCAUCCAAUUUAUGAUCAUGAAUUAUUUAAAAACCACACCAUUCAGAUGCAACCAAGUUAUGUCCCACAAGGAUCAAAAAAUGGAUCUACAAACACCCAAAACCAAAGUAUGUUGACGCAACUCUGGACAAUCAAUGGUAAAUGCCCAAAAAACAGUAUCCCAAUUAGAAGAACGAGAAGAGAAGAUAUUUUACGAAGAAGAUCGGUGGAAAAAUAUCGAAAACCUGGUUUUAACGAGGAUCCUGGUCUCUCACAUGAGUAUGCCAUAAUUAAAGUGGAUGGAACAUUUCAUGGAGCCAAAGCGGAUAUAAACGUGUGGAAACCUUACAUACAAACGCCAAAAGAGUUUAGCCUAGCGCAAUUGUGGCUUACAGGUGGCCCUAACUCAGAACUUAACAGCCUUGAAGUUGGGUGGCAGGUUUAUCCGGAACUUAAUGAUGACGAUAACCCUAGACUUUUUAUUUUUUGGACAAACGAUGGUUACAAGACAGGUUGCUACAAUCUUGACUGCCCAGGUUUUGUUCCUGUGAACAGAGCAGUUGUCGUAGGUUCGAUUAUUAAACCGGUUUCCACCUUGCGUGGCAAACAAUAUCAUAUUACAACAACUAUAUGGAAGGACCCUCAUACAGGGAAUUGGUGGUUAAAACUGAGUGAAAAUACAGUUUUAGGAUAUUGGCCUUCAAACCUGUUUAAACAUCUUCAAUAUGGUGCAAAUGGUAUUCAGUGGGGAGGAGAAAUUAUAAAUUUUAACGAUGAUUCACGACACACGACAACUAAAAUGGGGAGUGGUCAUUUCGCCGAAGAAGGAUAUAAGAAAGCUAGCUAUUUUAGGAAUCUUGAGAUCAUUGAGGAAGAUGACAGAUUCAAACUGCCUGAGAAAGGUUCUUCUUAUGUGACAAAAGCGAGUUGUUACAAUGUUAGGUCUUCCUUUGAUAGUAGAUAUGGAAUUAAUUUUUAUUAUGGAGGUCCUGGCCGAAAUCGAAAUUGUCCAUGACCAUAAAUAUA
Messenger RNA from Capsella rubella, 1212 nucleotides. RefSeq lists its product as uncharacterized. Bases 20 to 1201 code for a protein of 393 amino acids. NCBI's taxonomy places the organism in Eukaryota, Viridiplantae, Streptophyta, Magnoliopsida, Brassicales, Brassicaceae. The record is from RefSeq and is a predicted model, not a curated record. The transcript is spliced from 7 exons.